Morone saxatilis (striped sea-bass) is the source of this 8684-nucleotide messenger RNA. It is a transcript of the gene unc13a, whose product is annotated as unc-13 homolog A (C. elegans). The transcript is spliced from 42 exons. Gene Ontology annotation, biological process: synaptic transmission, glutamatergic; synaptic vesicle maturation; presynaptic dense core vesicle exocytosis. The coding region runs from base 353 to 5752 and encodes 1799 amino acids. Lineage: Eukaryota; Metazoa; Chordata; Actinopteri; Moronidae. The record is from RefSeq and is a predicted model, not a curated record. Gene Ontology annotation, molecular function: syntaxin-1 binding; phospholipid binding; calmodulin binding. Gene Ontology annotation, cellular component: presynaptic active zone cytoplasmic component; plasma membrane; presynaptic membrane.
CACAGCAGCGGUGGUGCUGAAGCUGAACAAGAUGGCUGUGUGCUGGGGAGCGGAGAGCUGAGAGAGAGAAAGGGGGGAGGCGAACAGAGUCUCAAAUCUAGACAGACACGCCAUCAGAAAAAAAGAGAAAAGAGCAGAGAGGACAGGGCGCUGGCGUUCACUCUCCAAGUGUGAAGCUUUUUAUUGCUGUGAAGCGUAACGAGCCGCUGCCAGGCCCCGUCUCUGCCGGCGACGGCAGGCUGCUCCAUCUCCAGCCCCGACCAUUCACUCCCAGGCUCUACCUUGCACAGAUUAGCUCAAUUACGGAAGCUGGUGAAGAAGCUGGACCCUGUACUAAAGGCGCAUAUAAGAAAUGUCAUUACUGUGUGUUGGAGUGAAGAAAGCCAAGCUUGAUGGACCCCAAGAGAAAUUUAACACAUACGUGACCCUGAAGGUGCAGAAUGUUAAGAGCACAACCAUCGCUGUGCGCGGCAGUCAGCCGUGCUGGGAGCAGGAUUUCAUGUUCGAAAUAAACCGCCUGGAUCUGGGCCUGACAGUGGAGGUGUGGAAUAAAGGGCUGAUCUGGGACACCAUGGUGGGCACCUUAUGGAUCCCCCUGCGCAGCAUACGGCAGUCCAACGAGGAGGGUCCAGGCCAAUGGCUGACCCUGGACUCCAAUGCGAUCAUGGCUGAGAAUGAGAUCUGUGGAACCAAAGACCCGACCUUUCACCGGCUGCUGCUUGACACCCGCUUUGAACUGCCACUAGACAUUCCAGAGGAAGAGGCCAGAUACUGGGCCAAGAAACUUGAACAACUAAAUGCCAUGAGAGAUCAAGAUUAUGCCUACCAAGAGGAACAGGAACGACCACUUCAUGCACCAUCCACACAGUGCUGUAAUUGGAGUCUGUGGGGAGAUCAGCAAAACGAGGAUCCAGACAGCGCCGUAGACGACAGGGACAGCGACUACCGCAGUGAGACCAGUAACAGCAUCCCGCCUCCCUACUACACCACCUCCCAGCCCAACGCUUCCAUGCACCAGUAUCCGAUGAGGCACCAGCAGUACAGACAGUCCUACAGCGACGAAAUCCAUGAGCUGGACUACGACCACAGAGCCAUGAGACGCUAUGAUAGUUUAGACUCGGCCACCAACGGGCGCAGUGAUAUCGACUCAGGCUCAGGGUCGAGCCGGCGCACCAGUCAUCAGUAUUCUCUAGACAGUAGGCAUUCACUGUCCGAUAGUCCAACAGACAGUCGUUAUGCCUCGUCAGGCGAGUUGAGUCGAGGCAGCUCUCAGCUCAGUGAGGAGUUUGUUCCAGAGGACGGCGAGAGCUUGCGAGGCUCGGAGUUCUACGAUGAAAACGACUCGUACCACUCCUGCCACUCCUCCGUCAGCUACGGCAAAGAGGAUUCCCCAGGCUGGGAAGGCGAGGACCCCCAAGGCGUCUACAGCGACGAGGGAGGCUACCUCAAAGAUGGAGGGGAAGAGGGGGCGCUGUAUACCGAAGAGCAGGGCGAUAUUUAUGAGGAGGAAGGAGAGUACAACUACGAAGAUGAGGAGGACAUGCCUUAUGAGGAAGAUGAAGAUAUGUAUCCACUCGAUGGUACACUCAGCGAAGACCAGGAGCCGCCCUACACCCCCACACCCACAAGCACUGCCCCCACCUUAAUGCCCCCCACUGAUGGUGUGUCCUCCACCAGGCCACCGCUGGAGAAGCAGGCGUCGUUGCAUCAGCAGCGACCAGCCCAUGAUCAGCUCCAGCCACCCAGCACAGCUCCUGGUCUACCUCCAGUCACACAGGACGACAAGUCGCCCGCUUUCAGUGCAGAAUCCAUCAAGCCUGCAUUUGCACCCACCCAGCCAGCUCUGUCUACCACCACUAUAUCCACCCCAACAACUACACCACAGGUCCCGAUUCCAGAUGCAGAGCCAAUGGAGCCUGAGCCCAAGUCUGAGCUUCUGCUGGAGGAACCUCAACCCCCUGAGCAGCCUCCCGCGGCAGAGAUUGUCCCUCCAGCUCCUGAAGAGAAAACAGAGGAGCCUCCUGUUCCAAGCUUCCCAAAGAGGGAAAUCAUGGAACCUGGUCCUGCCAGAGCCAAAGCCAACUGGCUUCGACUUUUCAGCAGAGUACGGUUGCAGCUGCAAGAGGCCCGAGGAGAAAGUGUUGGCAUAGCCUCUCUGCUUUUAUCAGCAGGUAUGGGUGGCGCUCUAUAUAGCAUUGACAGCAUGCCAGACCUCAGGAAGAGGAAAGCUAUGCCUCUGGUCAGAGAUCUGGCUAUGUCCUUGGUUCAGAACUCGAGGAAGGCAGGCAUCACAUCAGCCCUGACGUCCAGCACUCUGCAUAACGAAGAACUGAAGAGUCAUGUCUACAAGAAGACCCUCCAGGCCCUCAUAUAUCCCAUCUCCUGCACCACCCCACACAAUUUUGAGGUUUGGACAGCCACCACGCCUACUUACUGCUACGAGUGCGAGGGACUGCUGUGGGGUAUUGCUCGACAGGGCAUGCGCUGUACCGAGUGCGGGGUCAAAUGCCACGAGAAGUGCCAAGAUCUCCUCAAUGCUGAUUGUCUACAAAGAGCAGCAGAGAAGAGCUCCAAACAUGGUGCAGAGGACCGAACCCAGAACAUCAUCAUGGUCCUUAAAGACCGCAUGAAGAUCCGCGAGAGGAACAAACCCGAGAUCUUCGAACUUAUUCAGGAGGUGUUCAACAUUGUCAAGGCCACCCAUGUCACCUACAUGAAGCAGAUCAAGCAGAGCGUGCUCGAUGGCACCUCUAAAUGGUCGGCCAAGAUCAGCAUCACAGUGUUGUGUGCCCAGGGUCUACAAGCCAAGGAUAAAACCGGUUCCAGUGAUCCCUAUGUCACUGUCCAAGUGGGAAAGACCAAAAAGAGGACCAAAACCAUAUACGGCAACCUCAACCCUGUCUGGGAGGAGACAUUUAAUUUUGAAUGUCACAACUCCUCAGACCGCAUCAAGGUACGAGUGUGGGACGAGGACGACGACAUUAAAUCUCGUGUGAAGCAGAAGUUCAAGCGGGAGUCAGAUGACUUCCUUGGUCAGACUAUCAUCGAGGUCCGCACUCUGAGCGGAGAGAUGGAUGUCUGGUACAAUCUGGACAAGCGUACAGACAAAUCAGCUGUGUCUGGAGCUAUCCGCAUGCACAUUAAUGUAGAGAUCAAAGGAGAGGAGACGGUCGCCCCCUAUCACGUUCAGUACACCUGUUUGCAUGAAAACCUUUUCCACUAUGUGACAGAUAUCCAGAACACCGGUGUGGUGAAGAUUCCUGAUGCCAAAGGGGAUGAUGCAUGGAAGGUCUAUUUUGAGGAGACUCCCCAGGAGAUAGUCGAUGAGUUCGCCAUGCGUUAUGGAGUGGAGUCCAUCUACCAGGCCAUGACUCACUUUGCCUGCCUGUCAUCUAAGUACAUGUGCCCAGGUGUGCCUGCAGUGAUGAGUACCCUGCUGGCUAACAUCAAUGCAUACUACGCUCACACCACCCAGGCAACGAACAACGUGUCUGCCUCUGACCGCUUUGCCGCUUCUAACUUUGGAAAAGAACGAUUUGUCAAGCUUCUAGACCAGCUUCACAACUCUCUGAGGAUUGACCUGUCCAUGUACCGAAACAACUUCCCUGCCAGCAGUCCUGAGAGGCUGCAGGACCUCAAGUCCACAGUGGACCUCCUCACCAGUAUCACCUUCUUCAGAAUGAAGGUCCAAGAGCUCCAGUCGCCACCCAGAGCCAGUCAGGUAGUGAAGGAUUGUGUCAAAGCCUGCCUCAACUCCACCUACGAGUACAUCUUUAAUAACUGUCAUGAGCUGUACAGCCGCGAGUAUCAGACAGAUCCGGCCAAACAGGGUGCUGUGCCUCCGGAGGAGCAGGGACCCAGCAUCAAGAAUCUAGAUUUUUGGUCCAAACUCAUCACGCUUAUCGUCUCCAUUAUCGAGGAGGACAAGAACUCUUACACUCCCUGCCUAAACCAAUUUCCCCAGGAGCUCAACGUGGGUAAAAUCAGUGCUGAAGUGAUGUGGAACCUGUUUGCUCAGGAUAUGAAGUAUGCAAUGGAGGAACAUGAAAAAAAUCGUUUGUGCAAGAGUGCAGAUUACAUGAACCUGCACUUCAAGGUCAAGUGGCUGUACAAUGAGUACUGCAAGGACCUGCCCUUCUUCAAGAGCAGAGUGCCUGAAUAUCCUGCGUGGUUUGAGCCAUUUGUCAUUCAGUGGCUGGACGAAAAUGAGGAAGUGUCUCGGGACUUUCUGCACGGUGCUUUGGAGAGAGACAAAAAAGAUGGGUUCCAGGUCACAUCAGAACACGCUCUGUUCUCCUGCUCGGUUGUGGAUGUGUUUUCUCAGCUCAACCAGAGCUUUGAGAUCAUCAGGAAGCUAGAGUGUCCGGAUCCGCAAAUCGUAGGACACUACAUGAAGCGAUUUGCUAAGACCAUCAGCAAUGUACUUCUCUCCUAUGCUGAUAUAAUUUCCAAGUUGUUUGCCAACUAUGUCACCAUGGAGAAAGUGCCCUGCAUCCUGAUCAACAACAUCCAACAGCUGAGAGUUCAGCUGGAGAAGAUGUUUGAAGCCAUGGGUGGAAAAGAUCUGUGUGUGGAGGCCAGCGAUAUCCUGAAAGACCUGCAGGUUAAGCUCAACAAUGUCAUGGAUGAUCUCAGCAGGGUCUUUUCUGUCAGCUUCCAGCCUCACAUAGAGGAGAAUGUGAAGCAGAUGGGAGACAUCUUGGCUCAGGUGAAGGGAACCUCAAACGUGGGAAAUGCCAGCAGCGUGGCCCAGGAUGCAGACAACGUCCUGCAGCCUAUCAUGGAGUUCCUGGACAGCAACCUGACUUUGUUUGCUAAGAUCUGCGAGAAGACUGUGCUGAAACGUGUGUUAAAGGAGCUGUGGAAGCUGGUGAUGAACACCAUGGAGAAGACCAUUGUUCUGCCGCCGCUCACAGACCAAACGGGCACUCAGCUCAUCUUUAACGCAGCCAAGGAGCUGGGACAGCUGUCCAAGCUGAAGGAGCAUAUGGUUCGUGAGGAGGCCAAAGCGCUCACACCUAAGCAGUGCGCUGUGAUAGAGCUGGCCCUGGACACCAUUAAGCAAUAUUUCCAUGCUGGUGGUGUCGGUCUGAAGAAGACGUUCCUGGAGAAGAGUCCUGACCUCCAGUCCCUCCACUACGCCCUGUCACUCUACACGCAGGCUACAGACAAACUCAUUAAAACCUUUGUCCAGUCACAGAACGCACAAGGCUCUGGGGUAGACGAUGCUGUUGGAGAGGUGUCCAUCCAUGUGGAGAUCUUCACUCACCCCAACACUGGAGAGCACAAGGUCACAGUGAAAGUGGUGGCUGCCAAUGACCUGAGGUGGCAGACGCAGGGAAUAUUCCGGCCAUUUGUGGAGGUCUAUAUCAUCGGCCCUCACCUCAGCGACAAGAAGAGGAAGUACGCCACCAAGUCGAAGAACAACAGCUGGGCUCCCAAAUAUAACGAAACCUUCACUUUCACACUGAGUAACGAGGUGGGCCCCGAGUGCUACGAGCUGCAGGUAUGUGUAAAGGACUACUGCUUUGCGCGAGAGGACCGCACCGUGGGCAUGGCCGUCCUGCAGCUGAAGGACAUGGCCUCCAAAGGCAGCGUCGCCUGCUGGCUGCCGCUGGGUAAACGCAUCCACAUGGACGAGACGGGUCUCACUGUCCUCCGUAUCCUCUCCCAACGCAACAACGACGACGUGGCCAAGGAGUUUGUCAAGCUCAAGUCUGACCAGCGCUCUGCAGAGGAGGGCCGCAGCUAAGAGACAAGACAUAUUUUUUUUUAAAACGACCCCUGUCUGAAGCUCAAAUCAGACAUCCUACUGCCCUGGUGUUUUCCCUGAGCCACUGCUAGCCACUGCCCUGAUGAUCCAGUGUUGUAAAAGCACAGAUAAGACAACAGUCACCACACAUCUAGUGCUGUAAAUACAUCUAUUUCAGUGGGAAGGACACAGUGCUGAACAAGUCAUCUCUCAUUUUCUUCAAAAAAGCACCAAUGUCUUUAUUGUUGCAGAUAUUAUUGUCCAUCCUUUUGAUGAACAGUAUGUAGAGUUUAAACAUUGAGCAUCUAUCUAUUGUCCUCUAUCCACAGAGGCGAGUCAUGCCAUACACACACACACACACACACACACACACACACGCUUCGUCUGACCGGUUAGGGUGAGAAAUAUCUUGUAGCCUUUAAUACUUUGGCUUUAUUUCUCACUUUUCUUUUCUGCCUUUUUACUUUACCCCCUCAACCUUUCCAGUUCCUCUCAUCCCUUCCCUGGCCUGCACCCGCUCAGAGAAGGGGACCGCAAGUGCCAACAGAUAAUCACUGAAAUAUGCCAAGACGAGCCCUAAGCACAACAGGACCAACUGUCCAACUGACCCAUUAACAACAACGCAACGGCUGCAAGGCCUCAAACAUUCCAGAUAUUGGGUGGCGAACACAUACUGGGAACAAAGCACUAUUUAGUUAUGAUAAUUUUUAAUAUUUAUUUACUGCUUUCUUCCAAAUUAUAUUUAUAUCUAAAUAUAUAUAUAUAUAUAUCAUAAUAUAUAUGAAGGAGAUAUGUAAAGUUAUAUACAGGAUUAUUCGAUGGAUGAAAGAUUGUCCUUGUCCGUCUUUAUGUCCGUCUACCCUGUAACAGAGCACACUGCCUGACACCCUCAAUGCCUUCUGUCUUGUUGACCCUCGUACAGUUUGUCUGUUUCCUGUAUAGUGACUGUAUAGAGAGAUUAAUCUGAUGAAGACGCGCCUUUAAGCACUGUGAUUCAUCAGACUACAUGCGUGUGAGAGUGAUCGUGUCCGAGUGUAUAAUUUGAGCAUGUGUGGAGCUCAUCACAUGUAAGAUGUUCUAAUGUUGACCUCAUGUAGCCGCCCGUGUUGCCUGUUACCUGCAAAUGUAAUCACAGGAAGCCAUCACAAGCAAAGAACAUCACACAGAGGGGGGUGUUCAUUUAGAUUUUGUAAGUGUAUUUUACUUUGGGGAGGAUGCGUCCUAUAUCUUAUCUUUAUUGUGUUACUGUAAACAUUCCACAGACAGACCUAUACUGGGUGUGUUAAGAGGUGCACGAUGGAAGAAGAAAAACUGCCAAAUCAAAACCUGCAUGUAAGAGGAUGAAUAAAAACACCCCUGAGAUCCUAUUUUGCAAAAGCAACAUCCUCCGAAGAUAAAUAUCUACGUGGGUUACAAAACAACACACCCUGCACCCCAGGGAGAGCACAAAUCUGUAAUGAUCAGCCACCCACAACCCCUAAUGAUCCAGCUGCAGAAGCUGUAACCCUGAUCCCUGACACUGCAGAUGUCAGACCUCUGCUAAAGGGCUGCAGAACCAGACCACACCAGGUCUGGUGCUGACAUUUAAAAGAGGGCCUACAGUUUAGUAGAGAUGUAGUGUGAAGAUUUAGAAGCACAGGGGUCUUUAAUGCACCCGUAAUAACACAUUUAUACUUUCUAUUGUUAGUUUUUUCAGUAAUUGUUUAUGGAAUGACAGGAAGUACACAUCAAGGCUUCAGUUACAUUUCUUUCUUUAAUGAAGAGUCAAUUUCACAUGAAACUAAAUGUUUUUAAUUGCCUUUUGAAUUUUCCGGCAUGUCUCUUAAUUCAAUUAUUAUGUUCAUGAAUGCCCUUUUCUUUUCUUUUUUUAAAAAAAAGGAAAAUAAUGUUAAUCAGUUUAUUUCUUUGAGAGGUGUGUAUGUUUUUCUGAACUUAAAAGCAUCCAGGUGAGGAAAUGAUUCCAAGUUUAAUACUGACAGGGUGUUCUGCCUCUUUUUGCCUCAGUUGCCACUGGUGAGGGCCUCUACCCCCAAAGCACUUGAUCGUAAAUGAAUAAGAUAACAGACCCCCUCUCUUUUGAACAAGGUGUAAGAACUGAACUCUAUGCAUCUAAUCUAUAAAAAUCUAUGUAGAUGAGCCGUUUUUUUGAAGCAGUCUUAUAAUGUUUACAUUGUGGAUUAUUAUUCUUAUUAUAUCAGCACACGUGUUUGUCUGAUAUGUUGUACAUGCUGUCUCUAUCGUAAUGGGCCAAAUAUCACAGCUGUAGUAGAGCUGAUGAGAGACGGAAAUUUUUUUGUGCAGCUUUUCAGCGCAGAGGAAAAUAAUCUGGAACAGAGAGAUCAAUUGUUGUUGAUUGGCAUUGUAAAUAGCUCAGAUGUAACAAACACACGUCAGACUAUGUGAAGUGAAGUUUGCUGCUCUUUUGUAGACUUGAAUUUUGUUCUGGGUGACCGGGCAGUUGGGAAUUAUGUGUGUGCUAGUGCCCAAUCUGGAUAUGUAGCUAUUAUUGAAAGAUAUAGGAAGGCCAUGUACACACUGGAGAUAAAUGACAAGCAAUUUGCACAAAUCUGAUUAUUUAAUGGGCUUCAUUAAGAAAUAAAUAUACACAGCUAGCUUCUGCCUUUUACACUGGAAUUAUUCUGCUUUCAUAUAGACUAUACAGUGGAAAAACUACCUAUCUAAUCGCUGGUGUGUACAAGGUCUUCUAUUUAUGGGACAUCUGCACAGUAUUUUAAUAACUUUAAAUAACAGGUACACAACUGUCACAUAGCUGGAAAUGCCACGAAAAAAAAAUCUUUAUUUAUUGCUGUUGACAAUGAUAUUUUAGUCGAGGGAAUUCCUCCUCCUCCUACUCCUUCAGAGGCUCAGUUUGCGUGUUGGGGUAUUGGACUGGCAUGUGGAACAGGAAUGCACACAGAAGUUAAGGACGAGG